AACUGCUAAUCUGCAUUGGCACUUGCGUCUUAUAGUGAUUGCCUCGCCGUAUGGUAGAUAAGAUGGAAAGUCCUGUAGUGAUAUGUCAUGAUAGGUAAAUGUUAGGUACCUGACUUGUUAGUUUCAACCCUGUUGCUAGAAGGUGCCUCCUCUCGUAGACCAAAGUUUCCCAAAGUUUCCCGCAAUAGACCCAAUGAUCAAACAGGUCCAAAGUAAAACCUUACAACAUACAAACUAAAGCAGAUACGCUGAUUAACGCCUACUGAAGCGCAAAACUUGUUAUCUUCUCUAAUUCACCUGCUAGGAGCAAGAGCGAAUCCCAUCUAUCAUCAUGGACCACACGGACAAGCAUCCUGAAUCGUCCCUUCCAUACCCCUUAGAGUCGACAAUCCCAGCAAGCCCCGAUCUGAAGCCAAAAGGACCAGCAAAACCAGUCGGGCACAAGAAAUACCACGCGAAACUAACACGCAAGCAUAUCAGCACGCCCGAUGACCCGUACGCAUUCCUGAAGCACUUCGAUACUAUCUUCCUUAUUGACGACUCCAAGUCGAUGGAAAAGCACUGGGGCGAGGUCGGCAUGUUGCUCGAGAAGAUUGCGCCGAUAUGCACGGAGCGCGAUCCAAACGGCGUAGACAUCUACUUCGUGAAUCACCGCCCGCGCGGCUACCUCAUGUAUGCGGCUCUAGGAUUGGGUGCAGACCGCUCCGGGUACCUGCACAUUGGGCAGUCAGUCGGAGUGCCGGGGAUGCGUGACAACGUGGCGGGAAUUUUCGGCAGCAUUAAGAAAUUUGGAAGUCACUGCCGUCUCGACCGUCGGCUUAGCUAUAUCCUCGACCGAUAUGUGCAUGAAUAUGAACGAAGCCGCCGAGACAAGGGUGCAGGGGCGGGCAAUACCGUUAGGCCGCUCAAUCUUAUCGUCAUCACCGCCGGCGUGACGGACGAUAACCCGUACGACACGCUGAUUCGCACAGCGCGGAAGCUGGACGUGUUAGGCGCACCACCGUAUCAAGUAGGUGUGCAGUUCUUUCGCGUAGGCGACGAUGAAGGUGCACGUCAAGCAUUCGACUUCGCAGACGACGGCUUGAGUGACGCAUUCGAUAUCAGAGAUAUUGUUGAUACAACGACGUGGGGCGGGAAGAUGGGUGAUUUAUCACCCGAUGCCGUGUUAAAAGUCGUACUUGGAGCGGUGGAGAGGUCUAUUGACAAACAGAAGGAGUAGCAUAUAAUACGUCCAAGCUACAUAUGCUGCAAUCCAGGGUAUCUAAGCUCUCUUUCGCCAAGAAAGGGUAUGAUAUGUAAAAUUCUUCCACCAGGAACCCGCUGCUUUAGAUCGAGUCCAAAAAUAUAUCAAAGGCUUUAAAAUACCAGGUCAUCCUUCGCUAACUCUAG
Daldinia vernicosa is the source of this 1389-nucleotide messenger RNA. RefSeq lists its product as uncharacterized. The record is from RefSeq and is a predicted model, not a curated record. The transcript has a single exon. The coding region runs from base 332 to 1219 and encodes 295 amino acids. NCBI's taxonomy places the organism in Eukaryota, Fungi, Ascomycota, Sordariomycetes, Xylariales, Hypoxylaceae.